This is a messenger RNA of Ascochyta rabiei, 1416 nucleotides long. RefSeq lists its product as uncharacterized. The transcript has 4 exons. Gene Ontology annotation, cellular component: COP9 signalosome. Bases 1 to 1416 code for a protein of 471 amino acids. NCBI's taxonomy places the organism in Eukaryota, Fungi, Ascomycota, Dothideomycetes, Pleosporales, Didymellaceae. The record is from RefSeq and is a predicted model, not a curated record.
AUGGCGUCCAACAUUGAGCAGUCACCGUUCUUCCAGCAACGGAAAUCGAAGGGCGAGCUGGUUGUCAAGGAUCCUCCCAAGUUCGACCUAGAAUCAUACAUUGCCAACUAUGCCGGGUUUACACGAAUCGAUCGACUCCAUCACGUUGGCUCUCACUCACCGUACCUUGCUGUCGAUGCAUACCGCCUCGCGAUCGCAGAGGCGAAGAAAGGCAAGAAUGUCAACCUCUACCUUCAACUGGUAGAGGAGAUGGCUGAGAUUGCACCCCAAGACCCUGCAGCUUCGAUGGACACAGUAUGGGCAGAGAAGAAGGCACAAGAGACGCAGCGCGAACAAGACAGGCUAGAGCACGAGCUCAAGUCAUACAAGAACAAUCUGAUCAAGGAGAGCAUACGGAUGGGUAACGAAGACCUUGGCCACUUCUUCUAUGACACAGGCGACUACAGUAGCUCACACAAGGCCUACAUGAAGAUGCGCGAAAGCUGCACCUCGAACAAGCACCUCGCCGACAUGACACUUCGCCUCGUAUACGUUAGUGUUGCGCAAAAGUCAUGGCUGACCGUUCAGUCCAACUUGGCAAAAGUCGACGCAGCGCAGCUCAAGGGCGAAGAAAAGACCAAGCUCGAGCCUAUCGUGUCCGCCUGUACAGGCAUCGCCCAUAUGUGCAUCGGCAAUUUUAAGGAGGCUGCCACAAACUUUCUGGGCACAUCGCCUGCCUUCCUGACAACCGAGCCCGCCGCUGGCAUCGUGUGGCAGAAGGAGGUACUCUCAGGCAACGACGUGGCGGUUUACGGCGGUCUAUGUGCACUCGCAUCAAUGGACCGCAGCGAACUGCAGGCGAAAGUGCUCGGCAACAACGAUUUCAGGAACUUCCUCGAGCUCGAACCUCACAUUCGGCGCGCCAUCAACCUCUUCUGCAACUCCAAAUACAGUGCAUGUCUCGAAGUGCUCGAGGGUUACCGAUGCGACUACCUUCUCGAUGUAUAUCUGUCCAAGGUACUCAGUGCCAUCUACGGCCGCAUCCGAACCAAAAGUAUUGUCCAGUACUUCAUUCCUUUCAGCUGUGUCACCCUUGACGAGAUGUCAUCCAAGUUCCCGGCCGCAGCAGGCAUUACGAUUGAAGAAGAGCUGGAACAUAUGAUUAACGACAAGACGCUUGAAGCACGGAUAGACCUCGUUGAUCGACUUCUCAUCUCCCCACCAAUGAAUCCUCGCUAUGACGUACACGCCGACGCCCUCAAGAUGGCUGAGACGUACGACCACACACUCAGACUGCGCUUGACACGCCUGAACAUGCAGGCUGUUGGUAUGGAAAUCAAGGCAGAGAAAGGCUCGAACGAGAGGAUAAACUCUGGCAUGGGCGAACGCAUGGGCGAAGGACUGAGGGGACUGGGCUCAAAGAUGGGUCUCUCAUAG